Chlamydomonas reinhardtii is the source of this 1601-nucleotide messenger RNA. RefSeq lists its product as uncharacterized. Bases 106 to 1338 code for a protein of 410 amino acids. Gene Ontology annotation, molecular function: catalytic activity. The record is from RefSeq and is a predicted model, not a curated record. Gene Ontology annotation, biological process: carboxylic acid metabolic process. Lineage: Eukaryota; Viridiplantae; Chlorophyta; Chlorophyceae; Chlamydomonadales; Chlamydomonadaceae. The transcript is spliced from 6 exons.
CAUCUGCUUAGACAAUACCAGUCCUCGAAACGCUCAGGAGGCAAGCCAGCCCACACCUCUUGGUUGACGCGACUGGUUAGUCGGCGGCCGGUGCACCUCGCGACCAUGGAGGCGUCCUGCAGCUCGCACUGCCAGGGCGCCGCGACCUCUAGACUAGGGCAACGAGGAUGGCGCAUGCCUCCUGCCAGGGUGCUGCGGCUGCGCAUGCAGGCGUCGAUGCCCGUGGAAAUUGGCAAGCUCGAGAAGCAGCCAAUUCCAGUGCCGAAAGACUACAAGCCCUCCGUGGUGCCAGGCAGCCGGACACGACCCACGCCUCGGCUGGAUGCAGUUCAGAUGAUUGACCGCCUGCAGCGAACACUACCUGUUUAUGUUCGCGAGCAAUUUGGUUCCUUCUACAGCAGCCACAUGGGCGGUAUCGUCACUGACCCCGCGCUAAUGAUGCUGCCGCCCGACGACCAGCUGGUCUGCAAAGGCCACGGCGUUUCAGAAGUCGUGGUGCUCAGAGAGGGCCACAUCUACCUGCUCGACCGCCACAUACAGCGGUUAAAGGAGUCUUGUGAGCAGGUCGGGAUCGCGCUGCCCUUCGAGGAGGCGUCGCUCAAACGUAUCCUUCUGGACGUGGCGGCAGCCAGCGGGCGCGUGAACGGCGUGGUGCGGUUCUGGGCAACCCCGGGGCGAGGCGGAUUCAGCACGGUGGAGACGGGGGGCGCGGAGCCGGCGUUUUACGCGCUGUGCCUGGGUGACACCUACUACAUGGACCGCAUGGAGGCCUGGCCCGCCAUGCUGGUGUCUCAGCCCGUGACACCCACCCUCACCUCCAACGUGCCCGGCAACCAGCACCUGCUCACCAGCGUCACGCAGCUCAUUGCGGGCGAGGAGGGCAUGAAGGCGACGCUAUUCACGGACGAGGAGGGCUUUGUGCAGCACGGCAGCGGCUUCACGGUCUGCAUCCUCACCAACAGCGACGUGCUCGUCUACCCGCCCAACGCGCACGUGACGCCCAGCAUCACGCUAGAACGUAUCCUCGAGAUGAUCCCCGCGGAGCGCGCCCGCUCCCCGGAUGACGUGGUCGUGCGGGAGGUGCAGCAGCGCAAGCUGCACAUCAGCGAGCUGCAGGCUGCCAAGGAGGCGUUCCUGGUGUGCACUACCUACACCGUGGCGCCGCUGGCCUCGGUGGACGGCGCGCCCAUUGCGGACGGCGCCACUGGCGUCACCACCCUGGCGCUGCACUACAUGCUGGACAACGACAUGAGGCCGCCGCCGCCGGGCGUGAUCAGCGACCGCCACACGUCCGUGCCGUACGGCUACCUGACCGGCAUGCGCGACCAGCUGGUGUGAAGAAAGCGUGGAAGGGGAGGGCGCGAGGCAGAGUGGUGAGGAGGAAGGCGAGUGGGUUGUGGAGAGAAUGCUGCGCUUGAAGCAGGCUCACGAUGGCAGGCGCUGUGUGUGCGCGCGAUGAAGGACAGGUGUCAGGUUGGACGCAUGGCGCCGAGUGAAUGAUGGUUGAGGGCUUGCGUGCUAUGAGUGGAUGCGGCAUGUGGCACCAUUCGGCCCUGCCGACGGGUCAGGCAUUUGGUGGACCAAUGUAACGCAACAUGGUU